CUAAUCUAAAAAAAUAAAGACGAAAGGAAAAAAAAAUAUAAUCACUGCAACUUGGAAAAACCGCUGCUACCUGGAAACCAAAACUAGAGUAUACUUUUCUGUAAUUAUCGAAUCAAUUUCAAAUAUGAUUCAUCCUUUUCCUCAAAAUUUCACUUGAUUUUCUUCGAUUUAAAUCCCUGGUUGAUUUUGGGGAAGAAGGGUUUUUAAGAAUAAGAAGAAUUGAAAAUAAACCCUAAUUUCUCGAAGAAGAUGGAAAAUGGUGGUUUAUCUGAUAAAUUUGGCGAAUUAAGUAUCGAUAAUGCUAAAGAUAAUAGUCUCUUUCAGGUCAUGAAAGCUGUAGAAGCUGCUGAAGCUACUAUUCGUCAACAGGUCGAAGAAAACAAUAGGUUAAGGGCAGAGCUUCUGAGGAGAGAUCAAGAACUUGAAACCAUUAAAGUUGAUUAUCCUAUGACUCAGGGUCACUCUGUUGAUAUAUCUGAUAACAAUAGGCAAAUCAACAGGGUCUAUCAAACCAGUCAAACUUAUCAAUCAGGUACCGUUUCUCCUUCAAGAUUUAAUGCUGAAAUGCAGAAAGUGUAUAGUAAUGGGAAAGCAAACACACUUCCAGUUGGCCAGACCUCAGAAACUGCUAACUUUUCUCAGCCCACAUCACCAACAUUGCACUCUUCUGGCAGGUUCUACAAGGAUGGAGAAUAUGGACCUAACAAUGAUCAAACACAAAGAUUGCUGCCAGUAACAGAAUUAGAAAAUCCUAGUACCCUUUGGAAGCAGAUCAAGGAGCGUGAUGAAGAUAUUAUUCAGCUUCAGAAGCAGUUGAGUGACUAUUCCAUAAAGGAAGGCCAAAUUCGUAAUGAGAAAUAUAUUCUAGAGAAACGCAUUGCUCAUAUGCGAAUGGCAUUUGAUCAGCAGCAACAAGAUCUAGUUGAUGCAGCCUCCAAAGCUCUCUCAUAUAGGCAAGAUAUAAUAGAAGAAAAUGUACGACUAACAUAUGCUUUACAGGACGUGCAGCAAGAGAGAACAAUAUUUGUGUCUUCUUUGUUGCCUCUUCUAGCUGAAUAUUCUUUUCAGCCGCAAGUUUCAGAUGCCCAAUCGAUUGUUGGUAGUAUCAAGGUCCUAUUUAAGCAUCUCCAAGAAAGGUUAAUGAUCACCGAGGCAAAACUGAAAGAGUCUCAAUAUCAACUAACUCCAUGGCGCUCUGGUGGAACUAGCCCAAACUUUGCCCCCCAAUCCCCUGAACAUGCCACUGGUGUAGCACUGACUUCAAGAACAAUGGGGCUUGAACUUGUGCCUCGUCCGCAAUAUGCUCCCACAAAUUUGGCAAACCCUGAUGGUCAGAUUGCUACAGAUUGGAAUUCUAGGGGGCAUCAUUCAGUUCAAGCUGAUGCAAAUGCUGGUGUUGGACAAAGUACAGAACUAGAAAAUCCUGGAAGGUUUUGGCCUAAUGCAAGCAGGGAUUCAGAUGUCAAUGAUACACCAGCACAAGGAGCUGUGAGCCAUGAUGAAUUGCAUCCUACACAUAGUAGGAUGGUCAAAUUUAAGGAUCCUGUCAGUAGUGCUGAGGUUGACAGAGCUGCUGCGGAACGGUACCAGAAUGAAAAUGAAGACAGUGGAACUUGGGGUUCUUCGGGGUCCUUUCCCUAUUCCAAUGCCCUAGAGGAUCAUAAUCCUUCUUUUUCUCCAAUUCUUCAACCAGUUCCUGAAGAACCUUCAUCAUCAUUCUCUGAGGCUGCUGAUGACGAUCCAUUGCCAGCUAUAGAGGAUCUUCAAAUAUCAGGUGACCCUUAUCCAGGGAGAGAGAUCUUGGCAUGUGGCAUUUCAGUCAAUGGAACAACUAGUUGCAAUUUUGAGUGGGUGCGUUAUUUGGAAGAUGGGUCAGUGAAAUAUAUAGAUGGUGCAAAACAACCUAACUACCUUGUCACAGCUGAUGAUGUGGAGACUUAUUUGGCCAUUGAAGUCCAGCCUUUGGAUGAUAGAAAUAGGAAGGGGGAGCUUGUCAAGGUUUUUGCUAAUGAUCACAAGAAAAUAUCUUGCGAUCCUGCUAUGCAGAGUCAUAUAGAACAGAACUUGCGGAAUGGCCAGGCCUCAUAUAAUGUAUCUGUAUCGCUGGUGCAGGCAAAUUUUCUUGACAUAUGGGAACCUGCUAUUUUGACGAUUAAGCGCGAGGGGUACAGUAUCAGGGGUACUGGAUCCAGCAUUGUAGUUAUCAAUGAGAAGUUUGUGCCAGGAACCACUGUAAGCAUUACCCAUGGGCAACAUAUUGAGUUUUCUAUAGAUGGUCCUAAUGAGGUGAAGCGUUUAUUGCGAGCUGAAGAUACUGUACCAGACAUUUCCAGUUUAAGAGAUGCAAUAGUCCUCACAUUGAGAUUAUUCAUCAUGAAGGCUAUGCAAAAAGGAAAAGGAAAGAGGAGGCGGAUGUUUUUUAGCAAGUGAUGGAUUUUUGUGCAAGGUUCUCUUUCCCUAUCUUCUGGAGUGUUGUAUUCAUUUCGGGUUAGUGGAUUUUAUUGUGUAUUAUAGUGAAAAAUGUGGAAAUGUCGAGUAAUGUAAGUUAUAAGUUAUUCAUGAAUGUAAACAAUUAAUUCUUGAAAUUUUGGAGCAUAUUUUUGUAUUACCGGAUGUCUGUCCAUUUUAGUAGCAACUCAAACCUAAGCGUUGUUUAUAGAUCCAUCAGCUUGAGCUUGA
Messenger RNA from Amaranthus tricolor (Joseph's coat), 2679 nucleotides. RefSeq lists its product as uncharacterized. Bases 250 to 2430 code for a protein of 726 amino acids. NCBI's taxonomy places the organism in Eukaryota, Viridiplantae, Streptophyta, Magnoliopsida, Caryophyllales, Amaranthaceae. Gene Ontology annotation, cellular component: plasma membrane. The record is from RefSeq and is a predicted model, not a curated record. The transcript is spliced from 21 exons.